This is a messenger RNA of Nerophis lumbriciformis (worm pipefish), 1841 nucleotides long. Lineage: Eukaryota; Metazoa; Chordata; Actinopteri; Syngnathiformes; Syngnathidae. The record is from RefSeq and is a predicted model, not a curated record.
GUAAUGGGUCCCAUUUAUCAUACACUAAAAAAAGGUUUCAGGCAGCUAAUCAGCAUGAUACCGGCGUCAAACAGCAAAUGGCAUGGAAAACAUGUUCCACGUACCUGGACAAGUCCUGGUGGUUCCACACUUCUUCCAUUGACGGAUAAUGGAGGCCACUGUGCUCAUUGAGACCUUCAAGGCAGCAGAUAUUUUUCUGUACCCUUCCCUAAAUGUGCGCCUCAAGACAGUCUCAGAGGUCUAGAGACAAUUCCUCCGACUUCAUUCUUGGACUGUACUCUGCCAUACACUGUCAAGUGUGGAACCUUAUAUAGACAGGUGCGUGCCCUACAAAAAUAAUGCCCAACCAACUGAAUUUACCACAAGUGGACUCCAAUUAAGCUGUAGUAGCAUCUUAAGGAAGAUCAGUUUAAGGCCAGUCAACAGUGGAUCAGGUAACGCUACUCACUCAGGACAUCGAGGACAGCUUCCAGGACAAAACGAAAAAGCUGGAGUAGUAUUCCUGGACCUGACAGCCGCCUGCGACACUGUCUGGCACCGCGGACUACACUUGAAACUGCUAAGGACUAUCCCGGACCGGCACAUGGUGGGGUUCAUCAUGGAGAUGCUAUCAAACCGUAGCUUCUCCUUACAGACCAGCGAUGGCCAGACUAGCAGGCUCCGAAGGCUGAAGAACGGUGUCCCACAAGGCUCCGUCCUUUCACCAAUGUUGUUCAACAUCUACAUUCAGGACCUGCCGGAUACAACAUCUAGCAAGUACGGUAUGCGGACGACUUGGCCAUCAUGCUCCGCCGGCCAACAUAGAAGGCGAUGGAGGAUGGUCUCAAUCUAGACAUGGGCAUCCUGGCAAACUACCUACAGAGGUGGCACCUUCAGCUCAGCGUGGACAAGACAGUGUCGGCAGCUUACCACCUCAACAACAGGAAAGCAGGAAGGGAACUGGACGUGUAUGUUGGCAACAACCGUCUGGAGUUUCAGCAAGCCCCCAAUUACCUUGGCGUACGCUUGGACCGGACACUGUCCUACAAGCAACACCUGGAUGAAGUGAAGACCAAGGCUACAGCAAGGGUAUCGCUCAUCCGCCGCCUGACUUGGGGUGCCUCCCCCCAGACACUACACAUAUCUACACAAGCCCUGGUCCUACCUGUUGCCAAAUACUGUGCCCAUGCCUGGAGCAGAAGUCCACAUGUGAAUAAGGUAUAUACUGUCAUCAACAGUGCCCUCCGGAUAGUCACUGGUUGUCUGAAACCCACCCCCGUGUCCCACCUGCCAGUCCUAGCUGGAAUCGGGACGCGGCUACCCUCGCCCUGGCAAGAAAAACCGAGAAGUACGACUGGCACAUCCUGCACAAAACCACAGCAACACCGGCACCACCAUGCAGCCAUGCAGGCUCAAGUCUCGCCAUCCCUACAACAAGGCGGCACAAGAGAUGCUACAGUCUAUUCCUGAGGACUUGUCCAGAGACCUGGGAGACCGCUGGGCCCUCCCGCAUCCACCGAUAUAUCCAGGACCCAGGAGGCGGUGUAAUAGGAGAAGACCUACCACGCCAUCUAUGGACCUCGCUGAAUCGCCUACGCACUGGGGUUGGUCACUUCAAGUAAUCUCUGAAGAAGCGGGGAACUAUCGGACAGUGUGGCAUGCGAGUGUGGCGAGCCUGAACAGACUGCCGAGCACAUAAUCACUGGCUGCCCCCUAUGCAGCCCACCUUCAGAAGCCGGCAUCUUUGAUUUAGGACUGGAGACGAAGGCGUGGCUACACGACAUGGAGUUGGCCAUCUAAUAAUAUACGAAAGAAAGAAGAAGUUUAGAAAUAAUACAUCUGAGCUCACGUUUGAGCUUCAU